This is a messenger RNA of Penicillium concentricum, 1023 nucleotides long. RefSeq lists its product as uncharacterized. The record is from RefSeq and is a predicted model, not a curated record. Lineage: Eukaryota; Fungi; Ascomycota; Eurotiomycetes; Eurotiales; Aspergillaceae. The transcript is spliced from 5 exons. Bases 1 to 1023 code for a protein of 340 amino acids.
AUGCCUUUGGACACGAUAUAUCUAACUCGACAUGGGCACCGCCUCAGCUGGACCAUUGACUUUCGCACUGGCACAUACAGGGCCCAAUUCCCAACGCCGACAGGAAACCCAGCAGACCCUGUGCUGACCUCGCACGGCGUUCAUCAGUCGCACGAAUUAGCAAGACACAUUGCUGGCCCCCAAUUCCACCCGAAGCCAUUCCGUGUCUACUCGAGUCCCUUCUACCGCUGCCUGCAAACAAUCCAGCCGUCUGUUGAAGAGCUCAAGAAAAUCGCUGCUGAAUCUGGCAAUCAGAAAGAUGGCCAGAUUGGAUCAAUCGAUCGGCAUGCGGAGCUGGAUGUACGAAUUGAGAAUGGGCUAGGAGAAUGGUUCGGUGCAACAGACUUCUUCGACCACCCAGCCCACCCAACCCCCCAAAUAAUGUCCACCCAUUUCCCAACCCUCCUCUCAGACGCCAGCCAAACCUACAACCCCCUCCUUAUCCCCUCAAGACGCGGCGAGACAAUCACCCAACUCCACAACCGCAUAGCAACGGCCUUGCAAGGCAUAAUCGCCGACAUCGACGCAGAAGUCUCCGCCCUGGAAGCAGACCUACCACCAGACCAAAGAACCAGCAAGUCCGUCCUGAUCUGCGCGCAUGCUGCGCCACUCAUUGCCAUGGGACGGGCUCUUACUGGGCACAUGCCGGAUGAUAAAUCUGAAGAGGACUUCAAUGUUUUCACAGCUGAGGAGGGGGCUUCUUCUACUGCUAGUGCUGGACAUAGCGGUGACCAGGAAGGAAAUCAAACUGAGAAGCCGCUUGCUGAGGGUACGACGUUCAUUCGUGCGUCGGGGUCUCUGCCGCAGUGGAGGAAUGGACGUGGUGUUGGGGGUGGAUGGGAUUGUGUUGCGAAUGGGGAUUGUAGCUUUUUGAGUGGUGGUGCUGAGCGUGGAUGGCACUUUGAUGGCGAAGAAUCCUUCAACACGGGCCCUAUGGCUCCGCCUUCGGAGCCACCUGAGAAUGUAGGUGCCUCGAAGCUGUGA